Leptidea sinapis is the source of this 1515-nucleotide messenger RNA. RefSeq names its product DALR anticodon-binding domain-containing protein 3. Gene Ontology annotation, molecular function: arginine-tRNA ligase activity; ATP binding; tRNA binding. The record is from RefSeq and is a predicted model, not a curated record. Gene Ontology annotation, biological process: arginyl-tRNA aminoacylation; tRNA C3-cytosine methylation. Bases 184 to 1515 code for a protein of 443 amino acids. The transcript is spliced from 5 exons. Lineage: Eukaryota; Metazoa; Arthropoda; Insecta; Lepidoptera; Pieridae.
GAACUUGAGAAGAUCAAAUUUUUCUGAAUUCUAAUUUUAAUAAGUUUUGUUAUUAAAUUGAUAUCGUUUGUAGAAUUCAAUUAAUAUUUUGCAUUAUUUUUUGUAUAUUAUGUAGUGUUUAGCAUUGAACUCAAGAAAGCCAUUAAAACUAGUAAAAAAAAACAUUGGUUGAGGUUUAUUGAAAUGUUGGAAGACGAGAUAAAUAUUCUCAUAGCAAAUAUAUAUUCGUUCCUGCUUACAGACAAAAAAAUUCCUAAGCAUGGGAAUCUGAUAAAGAAACAUUCUAUCAAUUUAUUCGAGCAGGGUGAAUUGAGCUUCCCAAAUGAUAUCAAAUGUUGGAUACAAUAUUUAGAUCAGAAAUUACUGCCAAAUGAAGCCAACUUAAUGAAAUACAUUGGAAAAGGUGCAGAAAUUUUAAUCAAAGAGUCUAAAAAAUGGAACUUAUCAAUAGAAAAGGUUAUUGAACUUAAAGGAAGACUAUUUAUACAUGUGGAUCGUCCAAAAGCAAUGUCUCUUUGUUUUUUUAAUAGCCAUAGAAAUAACCAAAUACUGCUAAGUGAAUUAAUUAAAGAAAAUUCAUCAAUCUGUGCUGAUCCUCUUGAUCAUGAAUCUACAUGUAUUACUUCAUUGAGAGUGUGCUGUUUGACUCGAGUAAUUCAACAUUUAUAUGGAAUUCAUAAAUGUAAGGAUAAUGUUAGUGAAAGAAUAUUUGUAACAUCCAGAUCAUCCAGUAAAUUUGGUGAAAAUAAAGUGAUAUUAUGUGGAACAGUCUUAAACUCAGAUACUGGAAUGAAAGAGACGGCAAGUAAUGCUGAUGAUUUUAUAAGGUUGAGGCAAGAUGAGUUGACAUUAAUUGCGCAACACAAAUAUGGUGUCAGAGUAUCAACAGAAUCAAAAUGGAAGGAGUUUAUUUCAAAACUUGGAAAGUCAGCUGUGAACUUUGAGCUGCUGCAGACAAAACCAUCUAGCGCCGUUAAAAUUAAAUUUGAUAGUUCAAGUGGAUCAAGUAAAAGAGCCGCAUUUAUUUUGUACAACUGUGCCAGGUUGGAGACAAUCAUAAGAACAUAUAAUGAGAGAGUGGAAGCUGGAAGGUAUCCUCAAUUACCUAAGAUUGAUGAUGCUGAUUUCUCCCUGCUGAACCAGGAUGACGAAUGGAGUAUCAUCUUCAAUUAUAUCUUGGGAUUCCCAUCGUUUCUGAAGUCUACAGUUGAUCUGGAGCAAGGGCGCUGUGAAUUCAGACCACAUUUGAUAUGCAGCUUCCUCAGCUCUAUGGUCGGGGAAUUUAGCCAGUACUAUAGGAGAGUGAGGAUCUUAACGGAACCGAGGAAGCAUCUACUGCCAGUCUUGUUUGCGAGAAUUUAUAUGUUAAAAUCUUUGAAUGAUACAUUAAAAAUAUGUUUAAAAAUAUUAAAUAUUGACAGUGUUACACAAAUGUAUUCCAGCGUUUUAUUUUACACCUAUUCCGAUAAAAUGAAUGUAAUUGUUUUUAUUUUUAUUGUUAAAAACAUUAGAUAA